This is a messenger RNA of Penicillium cinerascens, 825 nucleotides long. RefSeq names its product exosome non-catalytic core subunit RRP40. Lineage: Eukaryota; Fungi; Ascomycota; Eurotiomycetes; Eurotiales; Aspergillaceae. Bases 1 to 825 code for a protein of 274 amino acids. Gene Ontology annotation, cellular component: nuclear exosome (RNase complex); cytoplasmic exosome (RNase complex). The transcript has a single exon. Gene Ontology annotation, biological process: TRAMP-dependent tRNA surveillance pathway; exonucleolytic trimming to generate mature 3'-end of 5.8S rRNA from tricistronic rRNA transcript (SSU-rRNA, 5.8S rRNA, LSU-rRNA); nuclear polyadenylation-dependent rRNA catabolic process. Gene Ontology annotation, molecular function: RNA binding. The record is from RefSeq and is a predicted model, not a curated record.
AUGUCAACCCCCCCUAUUUUGCUCCCGGGCGAUGAGGUACCCAGCGACCACUUGCCGCCCACCAAGUCCAAUCCUCUCAAACUAGGCCAAGGCCUCCGUCUCUUGUCACAGCCCUCAUCUUCGUCUACAACCUCGAACCAUGUCAUAGUAGCCACACAAGCCGGUUUGCUGGCAACCGACGCAAAGCGCAACACCGUCUCACUACAAUCUUUCUCCAACCGCCGCUACAUACCCACAACCAACGACCUGGUUAUCGCACAGAUCCACCAUUCUAGCGUCGACUACUUCCAUUGUAUGGUGACUCCGCACACAGCGCACGCGAUGCUGGGCCAAUUGUCCUUCGAGGGCGCCACGAAGAAGACAAGACCAAUGUUGAAACAGGGCGAGCUGGUCUACGCGCGAGUGUUAUCCGUGGGUGUUGGCGCCGGUGCCGAGGUCGAAUUGACCUGUGUCAACCCGGCCACUGGCAAGGCAGAGCCCGGAGGUCUGGGUCCCCUUGUGGGUGGAAUGGUGUUUGAUGUUUCUACGGGCAUGGCAGCUCGCUUGAUUCGAGCUAGCUCCACUUCAGCUAAUCAGUCUGAUGUCGUCGACGGUCUUGUGGUCCUCUCCGAACUUGGAAAGAAGCUUGAGAGCCUGGGUGGAUUUGAGAUCGCCGUUGGACGUAAUGGGAAGGUGUGGGUGGAUUGCUCCAAUGCAGGAGAGAGUGCGGUGAAAGUGACAGUCGCCAUUGGCCAAUGCUUGCAAGGUACAGAUGACAAGAAUCUCGACGAAGCGGAUCAGAAGAAAUUGGUGACAAAGGUCUUGCGUGCUAUGAAAUUGGCAUGA